AUGUACGAAAACAAGGAGGAAAACAAGAGCAUGAAACGAGGGGCGGCUGCUGCAGCACUCGACUCCGUGCUGGGCGCGGUCACUGCUUGUGCGGAGAAGAAGGGGAAGAUAACAGAAUUCUUCGGCGACGAGGCAACGUGCGCCAAGGAGGACGCGGAUAACGCGCUUUGCCUAAUGAUCUCGGCGCUGAAGCUUCCAGAGCGCAUCGUGGAUGAUCCGGUCUUCCGCUACGCGGUCCAGUGCUUUGCGCGCGCGGGACCGGGGUAUGUUCCCCCCAAGAGGGGCUACGUUGGAGGGGCGGGCUUGAAGAAAGUGCGGCAGAAAAUGGAGGCAGCGCUCGCCCCCGUUGCCGCGAGCUGGAAGCGGGACGGUGUCACCGUGUCGUCGGACAUGAUGACCGACCGUUGUGGCCGCCCGCAGGCCAACAUACUCCUUGUCAACGACUCCGGCGCAGUUUUCGAGCAGGCCGUGGACUGCAACAUGGAGUCGAAGACGGGGGGGUACAUCGCCAGCCUUCUCCGCCCCGUCAUUGAUAAGGUGGGGCCGGAGAAUGUGGUGGCGGUCUGCACCGAUGGCGGCAGCAACUAUGCAUCGGCAGCGCGGAAGAUUGCGGGCACAUGGCCGCACAUUGAGCAUGUGCCAUGUGCCACGCAUGUCCUGGACCUGUUAAUGGAAGAUGUGGGCAAAAUGGGAUGGGCGAAGGGGCUUGUGGAGAAAGGAGGGGAGAUGAUUACCUUCGUGCGCAACCACCACUUCACCCGUGCCUAUAUGAAGAAAGUGGGGGGGAAGCAGGUGCUCAAGCCUGCGGGAACCAGGGCUGCUGUGAUGGAUGAGGAGUGGUGGGGGGUGGCGGAGUUCUUUUCCUCUCUCAAGGCCAUGCGGGCCACGGACUCUUCCGCGAAAGGCAUGAUGGGUAAGCUGUAUGACAUUAUGCUACAGCUUACCGAGGACAUCAAUGACAAGCUCGACGCUUCAGGCGACUUCUUGACUCGGACAGAGAGGGCAGACAUCACCAAGAUUGUGAAGGACAGGUGGGACAACUCCCUUGCCUGCCCCAUGCAUGUGGUUGGCCGGAUCCUGAAUCCGGCCAACCAGGAGGAGGGAAUUUUCAGGAACGAUGUGGAGUGCACGAGGGUGUUCAAGGACUACAUCGAGCGCCACUAUGACCACGUCACCUUCAGGCGCGGCAAGGAUGGUGCCCCUCGCCGCGCCUCCCUUGUGCUGCAGGAGGCAUUGCUGGCCUACAUCAACUUGGAGGGCAGUUUUGGCAAGCUGAGCGCCAUAGCUGCAAGGGAGGCAGUGAAGAAAGGGGAGAUGAGCAUGGUGCAGUGGUGGUCGUGGCACAGCACCGAGUACCCUGAGCUUGCCACCCUCGCAUGCCGGAUUCUCACUCAGCCCGUCUCGGCUUCUUCAUGCGAACGUGGCUGGGCGCAGUGGGAAGGCGUCCACACCGCCCGCCGCAACCGCCUCGGGUCCGCCAAGUGUGCGGACCUGGUUUACAUUGCGCACAACUGGAACGUUGUGCGCAAUUGGUACAACAAGGAUGGGGCCAGCACGGUUGUGCCCGGGAACAUCCCGGAUGCCCCUAUCCCCCGCGGCUACAACAUGGACGAGGAGGAGGAGGAUGACCUGCUGGGGGGGGAAGGAGAUGAUGCAGUGCUGGCGGAUGAGUAUGGGGAAGGGGUGGUGGUGGAAAAGCCCCGCAAGGAAAUAGGCUCCUUUCUCUGUGCUCGUCUGUCCGGCCACCAUCAGGUGCGAGUCAUUGGCGACACGCGAGCCAGCUUCCAGGAGGACCCUGCGCGGUGUGUGAGGGCCAUUCGCCUGGCAGCGCGCCUGGGCUUCCGUCUGAGCACAGGGGUGACUCGGGCUCUCAAGGCGCCCUCCACCCUGCCCGCUGUCGCCACUCUACCUCAGUCUCGUAUGCAAAUGGAGCUGGUGCAGAUGAUGUCUCACGGCGCAUCUGAGCCAUCCAUUCGCUUGCUCUGGCAGUUCAACCUGCUCCCUCUGCUGCUGCCGUUACAGGCGCAGUACCUGCGGGGGAAGAAGUUUUCUCAGAAGGCAUUGACAGACCGACCUGACCUCAUGUUUGACUUGCUACACGAGUUGGACGCGCUAGUACAACCAGACAACCCAUGCCACCCAUCCACGUGGCUCUCUCUCCUGGCCCUCCACCUGGCAGCCUCUGAUUUGCCGAACCACCUCCGUCCUCUCGCCCUCCUGACAGCUGUCCUUGCCGCCCACCCCUCCUGUCCGUCCGCUCGGAUUGCGGCACGUGUCGCCAUCUCCUUUGCCCAGUCCUCCCAUCCGAACCUGUGCCAGAGGCUCGGUAUUCAGGGUCUGGCCUGGCCGAGUGAGGAGAAACCGAGCCUGACUGGUGAAGGCCGGAGGGAGAAGGAAAGCAGGUUUGGCCCGAAGCAACAGGAGGGACAGGUAGGAGAAAUUUGUAGUGAUGGAAGCAUUGGAGGAGGAGAGUACGUGGGAGGAGGGCAGUGGGCAACAGAGGGAAGCAAGGGGAUGGAAGAAGAAGAUUGGGAGGGAUUCAGGGAGGUGGAGUGGAGAGGGGAGGAGGGGAUGGAGGGGAUGGGGCGAGGGGAGGUGGCGAGGGCGGUGAGGGGGGCUGUGGGGACUCUGAAGGCGAGGAGGGAGGCCGUACUGCAGGAGCUGGCAGCUGUGGAGGGGCAGCUGGGGGAGGUGGUAUCUGAGAUGAUGCUUCGAGGAGGGGGAAUCAGUAGGUUCGCUGCUAGACUUGAGGAGGUAGGAGAGGGGGGAGGGGAGGGAAAAUGGGAGGGGGAUGGGGAGAAGGGGGAGACACAGGAGCGUAAGCAAGCGAUAGAGAGUUCGGGGUUACUUCUUUCAGGAGAGGGAGGUAAAGGAGAGGCAGAGGGUGGAGGCGGGGCAGCAGCACAGGUGUUGACGCCUGACUUGGCAUCAGCAGUGGCCGAGAGCCUGGCGAGGGUGCGGGCGUGGGGGCAGCAGUGGCACGAGGAGCAGCAGAUGCUGACCGAUGUGAGCCGGUUGCUGGUCGCUCUGGAAGGCACGGGAGGGAUGGGUGCAAUGGGGGCAGUGAGGACGAACUGGGGGAGAGGAGGAGGAGGAGGUGUGGGAGUGGAGGGAAGCGAGGGGGAUGAGGGGAAGGCGGGGGAGGGUAGAGGGGGUGACGAUGUGGUGGCAGGGGCAGAGGAAGGCUCUGGUGGUGAUGGUGUGAGUGAUGGUGGUGAGUGUGACAGUAGUGAAGGGGAAGAAGGGGCGGUGUCUGCUGCUGCUGAUGCUGCGGGUGAUGAUGCGCAUGGCAGUGGCAGUCAGCGGGCGGCAAGAAGGAAGAAGAAUGCAUGGAGGCUCACCACAGAGGAAGAUAUCAUCCGGGCGGCAUCUCUUCUAGCAGUGAGGGCAUCACAGCAAGUGCACCACAUGGUGGACGACAGGCUGCUCUCAGCCACACUGCAUGACCUCACCGGAUUGGAGCGCCACGACAAUGUGUUCAUACAGUACAAGGUGGCGCAAUCCACUCAUCAGCUUUUCCACGAAAUCAUAUGCAAGUCGGAGGUUAAUGAGGACGAGCAUGCACUAUUGCACUUGAAGUCCAAGUCACUCCAAGUCCUUGAGGAUGGUCUUGAAGGCUGUGGUGGAGAUGAUCCACUUGAUAUAGAGCAAGUGAAGGAGCUGCUUUCUCCGAUGAAGCAGGAGCGGUUUAGUAGCAUCAAGUUUGAUUUGAACGAGGUGACCUCCAUUCUGAAAAGCAAGCCCGUGCGUGGUAGUUGCGAAACGGGUGGUGCGGUGCGGGCGGAUGUUCCGAAAUCAACGUUUGAUCCGUCCAUGGAGAUUGACUUGCAGCAGCCUCUUGCUGCCGGCGGUUCUGCCGGUAGCGCUGACGUCGUCCGUCUGGUCGCGGCGGAGCAUCAACGGAUUCUGAACGCCUUCCGCACUGCCCUGGAGUCCCCGCUCCCCCCCAGCCAGCUGGCGCUGCCAACCCUAGCGGAAGCGCUGCAGCUGGGGGGGAGUGCGGGGAGCGGUGGGGGAAUUGGCAGCGCAGCCACAGGGACGACCUUGCCGAAGGAAGGCAAGCUGACAGCGGAGCAGAACCAGCUGCUGGAGAUCGGCCUGCGGUCGCUGCUGCAGAGCCUCGUGGAGAGUGCGGCAGCACAGGGCGUGUCGGUGUUGAGUUACAGCCCCACAGGUCCGCCUGGUGUGCCAGGCAGCUCAGCAGCCGUGAUUCGACUUCUUGACGUGGUGCUACAUCUAUGCGAGGCGGGGCGAAUGGAAGGCGGGGUGGUGUUCCAACUCCUAGAGGAUCUCAUGGACCAGUCUCCUAUUGCAGACUGCCACCUCGUCUUCUCCUACAUCGAGUCCAAGCAGCACGUGCUCGCCAAGGAGCACAUACUACAGCGAGGCAAGCUGGUGCUGCUGCGUGCGUGCAACCAGCUCGUGCGACGGCUGUCCAAGGCGAACGAUCUGGUGUUCUGUGGGCGCGUGCUCAUGUUCCUCGCAUACUUCUUCCCCAUCGCUGAGAAAUCAGCGGUGAACAUCAAGGGCGCGUUCAACACGUCCAAUAAGACCGACUACGCUCGAGAGGCCCCCCAGGAUGCUGGCCCUCUCCUGGACUUCAAGUUCUACACCACCUUCUGGAGCUUGCAGGAGUAUUUCAGCAACCCGGCUGUAGCACUACCCAAGUGGGCCGUGUUCUCGUCACACCUGUGCACCGUUCUCGACACCUUCGAAGCGCAGCCCCUGGGCACCGACGUUGAUGCAGGGGCAGAGGCAGGGACGGGCGCAGGGGACGAGGCAGGCGCAGGGGCAGGCGAAGAAGGAGGAGCAGAGGGAGCAGGUUUAGGAGCAGGAGGGGCCAGGGAGGGAGGAGAGCGGGGAGCAGGGGGAGCAGGGGGGGUGGGGGAGGCGGUGGGGGAGAUGCUGGGGGCGUACAGCAUGAAGUAUCUGACGAGUACGAGCCUGCUGCAGCUGGAGCUCAGGGAUGGCAGCUUCCGCCGCCAGUUCCUCGUGCAAUGCCUCAUCUUGCUGGAGUAUCUUAUGAUUCCAGGGAAGGCAGAGAAGGACGAUAAGCGAGAAGCCAUGAGGGCGGAGGCCCGGGAGUUUGAGGCGCGGGUGAAGAAGCUUCUGAGAAGGUUACCGCCGGGCGGCGAGGACUUUCUGACGUCUGUGGAGCACGUGAUGCGGCGAGAGAAGCACUGGGUGGCAUGGAAGAAGGAGGUGUGUCCGCCCUUCGACCGCCCCCCAGCUGACCUCACUCCCCGCCGCGACCCAACACCCAAACGGCCGCGUUACCUGAUGGGGAACAAGGAGCUGGAUCGGCUGUUUCGAUGGGCUGACAAGCACCCUGAUGCCUUGACGGACCCAGAGCAGGUGGCAGUGCCGGCGUUUCGAGACUUCAUUCAACCGCUGGCUGAUGAUAUGGACCCGGAGAAUUGCAUAGAGGCGGAGUACCACAGGACCAAUGACAAGGUCUUCUGCUGGAGGGCCUUGCGCCUCGCUGCACGGUCCGACAUCGAGGCCUUCAACAGGUUCGGUGAUCUGGGCAUGGAGGGGGUGGUGCCACCGGACAUGCUACCAGACGAGGUGCGGGUGAAGCUGCACAAGGGCAAGCCCAAGAAGGACUCGCACGGCGAUAGAGACGCGGGGUUUGUGUUUGACCUCAACAUGGACGCUCCAGAUGGCCCCCCUGCUGCUGCUGCUGGUGCGGGUGCAAGAUCAACGCCUGGGAGUGCAGGUGGUGGUGGGUCAGGGAGGAAAGGGCGUGGAGGGGAGGUGAGUGCGAUGGAGGUGGAAGGGGAGAGGAAGGCAGAUGGGGAGGGAGAGGGGAGGGCUUCGGCUUCUAAGAAGCGGUCACGACGAGUGGAAGCUCCUCUGUGCCGCUGUGAAUAUGCAGCUGUAAUUAUGCGCGUGACGCAUUCGAUACUAUGUGCGCGACGCUGCCGCGACAGAUCUUUCGAGAGUCUACCGAGGCGUUCGUUCUCCAAUUUCAACGGGUCCGUCAGCUGCUGA
Closterium sp. Naga37s-1 is the source of this 5994-nucleotide messenger RNA. Lineage: Eukaryota; Viridiplantae; Streptophyta; Zygnematophyceae; Desmidiales; Closteriaceae. The record is from the annotation of a GenBank genome assembly.